AGUCUUGAAUAUAUUUUAAAUCGUCUAUUUUUACAUUGAUACACGAUUCAAGUCGGACACAAAUAAAAAUGGUGGUUCAAUAGAUUAGAUUUCUCUGAUCAAACUGUUUAUUGAAAUAACACGCGAACCUAUAUAAAAGUGUACAAGAAAUAGCAAACUUUUUUAUAUUUUAUGUCAUUGUUACUAUAAAUCUGGUGCGAUUACGUGGUGCGUUGGAAAGAGUUGUGUUUGACAAAUAACAGGUUGUCGGAGACACCGAUUUCGCUACAGUUUUGUAUCCAAUGUGUUGUUUUUUAACUGCAAUAAGUUUGUAUGCUGUACCGAUAUUCAAUUCAUUAAGAAAGUGAAUAUUUUAACCAUGAUUAGUUGAGUUUAGUGGGAAGAAAGUUAACCAAAGACUUGGAAGUAAACUGGGCAACUGUUCUAUUCAAUCAGCAUGUGACCCAAAUCUGAGAUUUCUCUUCUUUGUGUUCUAUUGCUGGGUUGAUGUUAAUACAGUGAAACGUUAAAUAUAUCGAGAAGAAGUAUACCGGGUGGCGGUCGGAGCGGCGAUCCUCGGCAAGGACAUGAUAUUUUAUGAACUUGUCACGGUUGACUACCUGUACAGCUCAGUGGGGGUCAGGUGCACUACGCUGAAUAUCCCCAGUUUUAAAAACAUUCACUGAAGUUCAGUUACUCGAAGAUACUUAUCAACACUGAAUAAAAAUACACAAAUAAGAUUGCUGUGGAUACAGAGAUAACAUAGAUCUGUGUUUAUCUGAGAUGUAUGUAAACACAUACAAGAGUAUGAAACAAGUGAAAAGCAUUGUGCUAAAAUGAAGAUCAGCUGUAAAUAUCCAGUAUUGAGCCACAAAGAGUAGGACAAUGUUGCAAAAUGGCUCAUUCUGAAAAUCACAGAUAUAUUGUGCAGGUGUAUGUGGGAGCACUGUCCCCUCACUACGAGGCCUUGUCGGUGGAAGCUUCGAAGCAGACCAGCUCUGAAGAAAUUGUCUGCUGUAUCACUGACAAACUUGGCUUGACCAAUGGAUCCGGCGGACCCUAUGAAUUGGCCGAGGUGGUGGGGGACAUGCUCAGCGGCGAGUGCAAGGAGCGCCGACUCGGGCCCAAUGAGUCGCCCGUCGCUGUCAUGCUGCUGUGGCCCCACAACACCAGUUCAGGACAGUACUACAGAUUUUAUCUUCGCGAGAAGAUUCCCGACGAACCAUGGAUGGAGAACUUCUCGGUGGACCCGCAGCUGAUAAAGGAUUACUUCCAGCGAUUCCUGUAUCAGCCGAAAGAUCGCGAGUAUCCCGACCUCUGUCAGCUGCCGGAGCUCAACGAACAGACGCUGCUCGAUAACUUGAGGGCGAGGUUCUCGGCCGGCUACAUCUACACAUAUGUUGGAUCCAUAUUAAUAGCACUCAACCCGUUCAAGUUUUACCCGAUCUACAAUCCGAAAUAUGUGAAGCUAUAUCAGAACAAACGGAUAGGAGGGUCCAGUCUUCCUCCUCACAUAUUUGCAGUUGCCGACGCCGCAUAUCACUGUAUGCUCCGAGAGCGAACUAAUCAAUGCAUAGUAAUCAGUGGAGAUGGAUCAGGAAAGACUGAGAGUACGAAUUUUCUUCUACAUCAUCUGACAGCUCUGAGUCAAAGGGGUCUCAUGGUAGCGGGAGAACAAACAAUACUGAGUGCUGGUCCAGUGUUAGAAGCAUUCGGUAACGCGAAAACUGCCCAUAAUAAUAAUUCCAGUCGGUUUGGAAAGUUCAUCCAAGUUAAUUACAAAGAGAAUGGCAUGGUGCAUGGAGCCGUUGCAAAAUAUUUGCUGGAAAAGUCACGAAUAUGCAGUCAAGGUCGGAACGAGAGGAAUUAUCAUGUGUUUUAUUAUUUAUUGGCUGGUGCGUCGGAGCAGGAGAAGGAACAGUUGCAUUUACUCAGUGUGGACAAAUAUAAUUAUUUAUCGAGAACUGGUUGUAGUGAGGUGCCCGGUAUUGACGAACAGUAUGAGUUUUCGCGGUUAAAACAAUCUAUGGAGAUGGUGGGCUUCACGAUGGACAAGCAGCGGCGAUUAUUUGCUGUCCUGUCGGCCGUGCUGCUUUUAGGCAAUGUGGAGUUCCAACCGCAAAGGAAAUCCUACCACCACGACGAGGCUGUGGGCGUGCGGAACCCUGAAGUGGUGUCACUCAUAUCUUCACUGCUGCGGGUCAAACAGGAGACGCUCCUAGCUGCCCUCACGUCCAAGCGAGCCAGGGCUUCGGGGGAGACACUCGUUAUUAAUUACAGGUUGCCAGAAGCGAUAGCGACACGAGACGCUAUGGCCAAGUGCCUGUACGGUGCUCUGUUCGACUGGAUCGUGAUGCAGGUCAACCACGCUUUGCUCUCUAAAAAGGACACGCUUAGGGAACAUCAGGGACAUAGUAUAGGCGUUCUGGAUAUAUUCGGUUUCGAGGACUUCGGUCUGAGCAACAGCUUCGAGCAACUGUGCAUUAACUACGCGAACGAGCACUUACAGCAUUAUUUCAACCAGCACGUGUUUAAAUAUGAACAAGAGGAGUAUAAGAGGGAAGGCAUACCCUGGACGGAUAUAGGGUUCUCAGAUAAUACAGGGUGCUUGCAGCUCAUUGAGGGAAAGGUUAACGGACUGCUGUGUCUGUUGGAUGAUCAGUGCAAUUUCCCAUGGGCGACAAAUGAGACGCUACUACAGAAGUUCAACUCGGUGCAUGAGAACAACCCGUUCUAUGAGAAGCCACAGAGAAGAGAACCAGCAUUCGUUGUCAGACAUUACGCCGGCAGAGUCAAGUAUCAGGUAACAGCAAUGCGUGAGAAGAAUCUAGAUCUGAUGCGGCAAGACAUCGUCAGCGUACUGAAGAACUCUUCACUAGCAUUCGUCAGAGAGUUGGUUGGAGUUGAUCCCGUGGCCGUCUUCCGUUGGGCUAUAGUGCGAGCUUUCUUUAGAGGUUACUUCGCGUUCCUGGAGGCAGGGCGGCGUCACCGCGUGCAGCGCGUGGACGGCGCCUCGCGCCUGCCCCGCGCCUCCAUACACGCUCCCAACGACACCAUCAUCAGCCAACUGGUGACAGUAUCGUCAAUCAAUCUUGCAAUCAACCGCAUUGCAGCGGGCCACAGAGCCGCCAGUAAGCCGCGCGAGGCGAGCCGGCCCGGCGAUAGUAAGCCCGCGCCGACGCGGCCGCUCGGGACCGCGGCAAAGGGCAAAACAUUACAGAAUCGCCGAGACGCGCACGCGGCGGGCGGAGCGCGACGAGCGCUUCGACGACAGCGACGUCAUGCAGCGCGCCAGCCAGAUCGUCAUCUGCUGGGUGGCCAGCCAAGGAAAAACAAGUCGUUUAGGCCGAGAGAGCGAGCGAAAAAGGGUUUAAAGAAUCUGCAGAGUGUGAAAACAUUAGCGGGGCGGACAGCGGCGCCGGCGGGCAAGCGAAAACAGCCGCAAACUGUCGCCGCGCAGUUCCAGCACUCGCUGUCCGCGCUCAUGGACACAUUGAACCAGGCCAAUCCGUUCUUUAUAAGAUGCAUAAAAUCGAACGGCGAGAAAGUCCCGCACGUUUUCGACGAUGAAACCGUCCAGCGACAGUUACGAUACACGGGCAUGUUAGAAACGGUCCGGAUCCGGCAAGCCGGGUACAACGUGCGACUGACAUACGAGGAAUUUAUACAGUUGUAUAGGAUACUACUGCCGAAAGGACUGCUGAGCUCACAGACUGAUGUCCGACAUUUCCUAGCCACGCUCAAUCUCGAUAGGGAUAACUAUCAAUUAGGUGCAACAAAGAUCUUCAUGCGCGAAAGCGAGCAGACGAAGUUGGAGUACCGGCUGCACCAGCAGAUCAUGGCGUCCAUCAUCACCAUCCAGCGCUGGUUCCGCGCCGUGCUCGAGCGCAGGCGCUUCCUCGCGCUGCGCCGGGCUUCCGUCGUUAUACAGUAUUUUUGCAGACAAUGGCUAUCAGCUCGUCACGAGGCAGCCUUGCGCCUACAAGCGUGGUACCGCGGCGCUAGAGUUCGUUGCUGGGCGCGGAAACUACACCGAGGACUCAUUGCCUUCCAAGCCGCCGCCAGAGGGCACUUGUUACGCAGAGCCAUUUGUGCUAGAAGAGCCAUCGGGGAUAGUGAGCAUGACGGCCGCGCGCCGCCCGACAGUGUCACGCUCAGGCUCGCCAACAAGGAUCCGCUGUACAUCUUACGAACGGAUCAAGAAAACUCAAGGCAACUGAGAGCGACACAAUCAUUGCCGAUACCGAGGGUCGAGAAGAAACGGGAUAUCCUCAUAGAUACUAUAGAAAACACAAAUAUUCAAAAAGUGAAAAAGAGGGUGACCAAGACAGAUCCGCUAAAACAAACCAGCACAAGCCUUAUACCCAAAGAAACAAGCGAAUGUUCCACGGAGGAUGAACGCUGGAAUGUGACGGCUAACAGGUACCCACAAGCCGCGGUCACUCUGCCCAACAAGAUUACGCCCGAAGACUUGGCCGAUGAACUGCUGUGGUUGCGGCUCGAUCAGAACUAUCUCAUGACUGAAAAGGAUGCUAUUACUAAGAAAAGAGAAAAACGGGAGAAAGAGUUGGCGGAACUUUUGGAGACAAUAACAAGUAGCAGUGAAGAGUACCUUAGACAGAUUGGUAACUGGAAUCCUUCAGACAAUACGGAAACCAGUAAAACUGCUGCAAGACGCGGUUCAGCGGCUGUGUAUCAGCGCAGCGUGUCGAGCGCGACGCUGGAGGGCCGCGCGCUGCACUCGCUGCCGCCCGUGCGCCGCGACCCGCGCGCCGCGCAGCCGCCGCAGCCGCUCACCGCCACGCUCUCCGCCACGCUACCCGCCGCGCCCAGGACUGACACAGGUAUAUACAGCGCAGCGUGUCGGCGCUACUCGCUGCCGCCCGUGCGCCGCGACCCGCGCGCCGCGCAGCCGCCGCAGCCGCUCACCGCCACGCUCUCCGCCACGCUACCCGCCGCGCCCAGGACUGACACAGGUAUAUACAGCGCAGCGUGUCGGCGCUUCACUCGCUGCCGCCCGUGCGCCGCGACCCGCGCGCCGCCGCCGCCGCAGCCGCUCACCGCCACGCUCUCCGCCACGCUACCCGCCGCGCCCAGGACUGACACAGGUAUAUACAGCGCAGCGUGUCGGCGCUGCACUCGCUGCCGCCGUGCGCCGCGACCGCGCGCCGCGCAGCCGCCGCAGCCGCUCACCGCCACGCUCUCCGCCACGCUACCCGCCGCGCCCAGGACUGACACAGGACACAGGUAUAUACAGCGCAGCGUGUCGGCGCUGCACUCGCUGCCGCCCGUGCGCCGCGACCCGCGCGCCGCGCAGCCGCCGCAGCCGCUCACCGCCACGCUCUCCGCCACGCUACCCGCCGCGCCCAGGACUGACACAGCAGGCAGCGCGGAAUCAGUGAGUAACGCAGAGGGCGUAGCCCGGCGCCGCCCGCGUACCGCCCGGCGGUCACCGCGGCGCUCGUCCCGCGGCCCGCCGCCAGACAUCAUCGUCGACGCCUCGCUCUCUCUGCACGACCAUGACAUUAAACGAGCGGCAUCAGAACAAAUCAGCGGUUUAGUAGCGGGCGCGGUGCCGAGCGCCACGGUGUCGGCGGCGGCACUGCGGCGCCGCAACUCCGACCCAGCACCCGGAGACGUGAGGCCGCUCGACCCGCGAUCCACUGAUUUUAUAGGGCAAACAGGGAAUGGACUCUUCCGGAUUGCUGGCCACAGGUUUCGCAAAGGCACGCGAUUUGCGAAAGGAGACAAAUGUGUGUACUGCCAUCAAGCGAUCGACGCAUUCAUUACUCAAGGACAACGAUGUAUCGACUGCAAACAGCUGUACCAUACAAAAUGUAUACAAAACAAGGGCGUCAUCACCAUGCCGUGUUCCAGCCCCGUCACAGUCGCCAACAGAGGCCGCCACAAGAACAGAAAGAGAAUCAUUUCCAACUCAAUUAUAAUUUAUUAGAUAACUCAAAGUUCGGUCAGUUCCAACUUCAAUCUGACGGGAACUUCGGAGUUUAUGGAUAGAACAGAUAAGAUUAUAUCAGACGCGACUGAACUACAAGCAAUGCAGAAUUUCAUUACAGAGAAGAUUUACGAAAUGGAACCGAAUGAGAAGAAGAAACAGUCAGAGGUUGACAGGGUAUUCAAACACGCACUAUUAGAAUUCAAAGACAACUUAGUAGCGACAUACAGUAUCGUAGAGACUCGGGGGUCGGCGCUCAAGUACAAAGAUCUCAUAGGGAACUUCUUACACGUUAUGGAAACCGUGUGUGCCAGGGAGGGGUCCACGUUAUCUAUUACGAUGGGGUCAACGCCUUUGGGGUUCAUGGACGAAUUUAUGAGCCAACACGAAACGGAUAAAGCGAGAACGAAAAGAAAAAGGAUAAAAAGAAAGGUGGACGACCCCAUACAAUAUAAAGGUCAUACAUUCAUUUUGUCUAUGAUCAACAUACCGACGGAGUGCGAGAUCUGUAAAACCUUCUUCAUGUGGCCCAUAGAGCGGUCACUCAUAUGCCAGACGUGUAAACUUGCCUCACAUAAGAAAUGUUAUACUAAGGUGUCGACGUUAUGUCGUAAAGAAAACCAGACGCCAUCGGCCGCGAUAGUAGGUGCCGUGGACGCGGGCGGACGAGAACAAAUGGGCGUUGUUACCAGAGGAAAGGUGUUUGGAAUACCUUUAGCAGACCUACCGACUGGAGAAAGCAAUAUUCCCAUAGUAGUGGACAGACUGAUCACCACGAUAGAAAUGACUGGCCUUUACACUGAAGGCUUGUACAGAAAGAGUGGACUUAGUUCUAAGGUACGCGAGCUGCGCCGCUUGCUGGACGAGUCCCCGGAGGCGGGCGCGGACCGGCUGGACGCGUACGCCGUGCACGUGCGCGCCUCCGUGCUCAAGACCUUCUUCCGCGAGCUGCCCGAGCCGCUGCUCACCUUCGACCUCUACGACGACUUCAUACGUGCCGCGCAGAUCUCUGACCCACAGGAACGAGUAUCGACAAUAUUCACGAUAUUGAGAAAGUUGCCGAAACCAAACUUCGAUCUCGUUGAGAGGUUAAUAUUCCACUUAGCGAGAGUGGCUCUUGGAGAAGAGCACAACAGGAUGGGUCCGAACGCGCUGGCGAUAGUGUUCGCGCCGUGCAUCCUGCGCACGCACAAGGUGCAGCCGGCGCAGGCCUCGCUGCACGACAUCGCGCGCCAGACCGCCUGCCUCGAGGCCAUCCUCGUCGACAAGAUGCGCACCGUCCGCGGCAUGCUGCAGGACAUCGCGACGCUGGACACGGCGUGCCACACGGCCACGUCGCGCCUGUCCACGCUGCGCUCGCACUCGCUCGCGCCGCGCGAGGAGCAGAUCCUCGUCGGACACAUCCACGAGAUACAGAAGGAGAAGGCCAUCCUCACCUCCAACCUGCCCACACUUAUCAGAGCAACGUCAGACGACGACCUGCUGUCGACGACAGACCACGACGGCGAGCUGGGCAGCACGGACGACCUGAGCACCGGCGCCAGCUCCAUCCGCUCGCAGCGCCUGCUGCACCGACAGCUCUCCUCCGACGACCCCAUCAUGGUGUAGCCGCCACGCCAGCCACCACGCCAGGACCACACAUCAUCAUACGGAUAAUGACCGAUUCGUAGUCACAAACAAUCGGCACCCAACGAGCAAAAAUGUCCACGUUUUGCCAUUUACAAAACUGUUGUCAAACAAUGCGCCAAAACAUAAGUUUCGCAUUCCCAAAUCAACUCACAUUCCUGACAACGUAUAAAUAAAUUAGAUACAAUGUUCCUGUGCUUGUUCCUUCACAUUUUUAAAUUGUAAGGACGCAAUCGAAUGUUACAUUACUGUUAAGUUUUAUGAAACGGACCGUGAAGUAUUUAUUUUAUAUUUACGAGCUGUCCCCCUUUCUAAAUGUUAGUGACGAAGUAACUACUUAUAGCCAUCGAUGUGAAGUAAGCAGAUUGUUCAUGGUUUAUCGUGUACUACAUCUGUGCUGUGUAACUGAGCUCUGUUUAGACGAGUAUACAUGUGCUAGCAGUAGUGACUCACGGCUACUGUAGAUAUUGUCGUAGCCGCUGUACUCUGUACUUAGACGUAGUGAUGAGCUUAUUCUGUAAGUCAUAAGUCGCCGCAACAUCAAUGACUGCCCAAACAAGUGAUGUAUGAUGAAAAUGAUAUUUUUUCGUACAUGAAAAUAUUUACACCCGUCUUUGCACUAAAAUAUUUUAUGAUAUAUUUUCCCUGUGUAAAUAUGUAAAUCUUGUCUAAAGGUGAUUUUAAAAUUUAUAGCAAUGUCGCUCUUCUGUCAAUAGUUGGAUAAAUAAAUGACAUGUGACUGUAUUUUUCAAAAUUUUCAAUUAGUAAGUAGUUUAAAUCUUGUUGGCUCUCGAUUGUUGAGUGUAUUCAUUCCAUUUAAUUUAAUGCUUGUAAUAGGCAGGCAUGUCGCGGUUAUCCACUUGUUGAUACAGAAGAAUCAUUUAUUGUUGUUGUUCUGUUCAGUGUCGGGAUCAGAACUGACAGAAACACUGAAUAGCAAGAAGUCGAUAAAGGUACAGCAAGCGAUUAUCGACUAAAAUAUAUUGUUGUUCUAAAUUAAUUGGUGACACGCCAAUCCAAAGACAUCAUUAAAAUGAGGUUUAGAAUUACGUUUUGUGAUCUACUACUGUGACUAGGUAAUUAUCAUGUUCAAUUCCAAACUAUACAAGGUAUCAAUUAAUUAUUUUUAAACCAAAAUUUUUAACUAAUUUCUUUACGUCGCAUUGGAGACGAGUUUAAUUGAAAUCUAUUUUAACAAUUUGUAUAUUGUAUGUGAAUCAAAAAUGAAUGUUUUGUGAUCCAUUCAGACCUUAAAAAUAUAAGUUAUGUUUUGACAUAUUUCUAUGUUAAAUAUUAUUGCCUGAGUACUUAUCGUUGUUACAUGUCCGACAUGUAAUGCUUAUUUUAUGUAAUAUUUAAAUAUAACACAAACACUUCCUCUCGUAUGGUACUUGGCUCUCAGCAGGAUUGUUAAGUUUCUACAAUAAGCUAAUACGAUUAAACCAUUAUCUAAAAAUUAUCAUAAACACCAUGUACCUUGCCUCUAUCUUAAUUUGCUUUCAUAUUCUAAAAGACUGUCUUAAAAUAAGCUACUGAAUUUAUUGUUAAGUCACAAAUAUUUUACCCGCUUUUUAUUAAUUAGUUGUAACAAUUUACUAUACAAACAACGAAUUACUCUGUGACAACUUGUAUUGUUUGUAAGCCUCUUGUUUUAAUUAUCGUCUGUGGACAUACUAAAUAGCUCAAUAUUUAUGAUGGACUGUUUUAACAUAAACUAACUAUUUAUGUAUAAAGCUAAUUAGCUUACAAAAUAUCAGUAAGUAACAUUUUAAAGCCACAAAAUUUGUUUGAAUCUCACAGUUGAUACUGAGGUGUACCUUUUGAGCAAUUUACAGAGAACAGAAAGCUAAAGGAAAACUAUUUUAAGACUUUUUGCAUUUGUUGAGUAUUUAAAAUUAAACAACCAUUUAAGCGUGCAUGUCUCAUCAAGGUGCCGAACAAAUACUAUAUUUUUAUGUAAAAAAAAUCUUGAUUCUCUUUUAUUGGGGUUGUGUCGCAGUAAUCUAGUGUACUUUCUGUGCCUUCGUCUAGUUUGCUUUCAGCAGUCUCUAACUAGGCUACACUCGUCUGAAAGUCUAGCUAUUGUUGUUGAUGGUUGACAUGUAUUAGCAUUCUUGUAUAGCGUUGUUAGCGUCAACAUUUAUAUUAGCCACGUACAUUCAACAUUGUUUUGACGUAAUUUAAAUAUAAAUGUGAUUAGGUCUCGAUAGCAUAUUCGUAUUAGUCUGUUUUCCGAGCUCCAAUUUCAGCGAACAUACUCAUAAUCAUAAUUUUAAAGUAAGUUAUUUUACAAGAAAAUAUUAAUGAAUGUGCAAUGUGGCUACAACUAGGGAUUUAUUGACACUUUAGAAGUGUAUGUAGAUAUUCGCCCGUUCUGUGUAAGGUUUAUGUAAAUAAUUUAUUAGUUACUAUGUCUUUAGUGAGGUACUAUUUUAUCUUAAGAACUGCUACAGUCUUUGCCACUGUUUAUUUGUGAAAGUGCCUAUCAGUCUAUUCAGUUAACAAUUUGGUGCAUUAUAUAAUUUGGAUUGUUGCAUUUUUAUGGUAGUUUGUUGUUUCAAGUUGAUCAUCAUUGGAAAUUAUUAUCUAAAUUGUGUGUGACAUCACAUUUUAUUUUUCUGUUGCCAAUUUCCACUGUAACAGUUAAGUUUACUAAUUCCCAUGUAUAUGGAACUGAAGUUAAGAAUUUUAAGAUAUUAGUUGGAUAUUUCAUUAUGGAACACAUAACUGGCAUGUGUUUAUUCAACCUGUAAUUGUAUUUGCUAUAAGGACCAAUAAUAAGCUGUUUACACAUGGUCGUUUUAUAUACUUGAUGUCAUUUGACUGUGAACUUUGUCCUACAUGUUAAUCAAUAAUGAAUCUUGUAUCAUAUAAACAUGUAUAUUGUUCAACUAUUUUUAGGGAUCCUAUAAUGUGUCAAUAUAAAUGAAAUGUAACCAAAACAUUAUACUGUAUACAAAAUAUGAAAAUAAAAAAAAAGAAUAAUGAGAUAAA
This is a messenger RNA of Helicoverpa armigera (cotton bollworm), 10552 nucleotides long. RefSeq names its product unconventional myosin-IXa. Gene Ontology annotation, biological process: intracellular signal transduction. Lineage: Eukaryota; Metazoa; Arthropoda; Insecta; Lepidoptera; Noctuidae. Gene Ontology annotation, cellular component: myosin complex; actin filament. The record is from RefSeq and is a predicted model, not a curated record. Gene Ontology annotation, molecular function: actin filament binding; ATP binding; microfilament motor activity.